AUGGCGGCGCUGGGCAGUGACAACGAUGAGGACCUGGUCAGCUACGGCAGGGGCCUGGAGCCGCUGGAAGAAGGUGAAAGACCGAAGAAACCAGUUCCUCUUCAUGAUCAGACCGUCCGGGAUGAAAAAGGAAGGUAUAAACGGUUUCAUGGAGCCUUUAGCGGAGGCUUCUCUGCUGGAUAUUUCAAUACCGUUGGCUCAAAGGAAGGGUGGACACCAUCUACCUUCGUGUCUUCGCGGCAGAACAGAGCAGACAAAUCUGUUCUUGGUCCUGAGGAUUUUAUGGAUGAGGAGGAUCUUAGUGAAUUUGGAAUAGCACCUAAAGCGAUUGUUACCACGGAUGAUUUUGCUUCCAAAACCAAAGACAGAAUCCGAGAAAAAGCCAGGCAGUUGGCAGCUGCUACCGCACCCAUUCCUGGAGCCACUCUGCUUGAUGACCUCAUAGCACCAGCAAAAUUAUCUAUUGGUUUUGAAUUAUUAAGAAAAAUGGGUUGGAAGGAAGGACAAGGAGUUGGCCCACGAGUGAAGAGAAGACCGCGCCGACAGAAUCCUGACCCUGCAGUGAAAAUCUAUGGCUGUGCGUUACCCCCCGGGAACUCUGAAGGAUCUGAGGAUGAAGAUGAUGACUACCUGCCUGAAAAUGUAACCUUUGCCCCCAAAGACGUCACACCUGUGGAUUUUACUCCUAAGGACAAUGUGCACGGACUGGCUUACCGGGGCCUGGAUCCCCAGCAGGCCCUGUUUGGAGGUCUGGGAGAGCAUUUCAAUCUUUUCAGUGUGGGCUCUGAGAGGGCCAGCAAUCUUCUUGGAGAUGUUGGACCAAGUAAAGGAAGAAAGCUGGGAAUGUCAGGCCAGGCUUUUGGUGUAGGUGCCUUAGAAGAGGAAGAUGAUGAUAUAUAUGCCACAGAAACACUGUCUAAGUAUGACACGGUUUUGAAGGAUGAGGAGCCUGGAGAUGGCCUAUAUGGCUGGACAGCACCCAAGCAAUAUAAAAGCCAGAAAGAAUCAGAGAAAGAUCUACGAUAUGUUGGCAAAAUUUUGGAUGGAUUCUCCUUGGCUUCUAAAUCUUUAUCUUCUAAAAAGAUUUAUCCACCACCUGAGUUGCCAAGAGACUAUCGACCAGUGCAUUAUUUCAGACCCAUUGUAGCUGCAACUUCAGAAAAUGCCCACUUACUUCAGGUGUUAUCAGAGUCAUCUGGAAAGGCAGUAUGUGACCUCGGGACGCCUAGUAGGCACCAACUGAAUGCCUCUAAGCGCGGGGACUUGCUAGGAGAGACUCCUAUUCCAGGCUCAGCUACUUCAGUUUUAGAGUUUCUGUCCCAAAAAGAUAAAGAAAGGAUUAAGGAGGUAAAGCAGGCAACUGAUCUUAAAGCAGCUCAACUCAAGGCCGGGAGUCUGGCCCAGCAUGCCCCGCACAGCAGACCCCAGGCGUCCUCUCCAGACCUCAGACACAGCUCGUGGCACUUGGCGUUGAGUGAAAGAGCAGCCAACACAAGAGCCAGCAAUUUCAAACCUUUUGCAAAAGAUCCAGAAAAGCAAAAAAGAUACGAAACUUUCUUAGUAAAUAUGAAACAGGGUCACAAAGAUGCUCUGGAAAGAUGUCUGGAUCCUAACAUGACCGAGUGGGAGCGAGGCCGUGAGCGGGACGAGUUCGCUCGAGCGUCCCAGCUGUACGUGUCUUCUCAUUCCACCCUGUCCUCCAGGUUCACGCAUGCCAAGGAGGAGGACGAUUCGGAUCAAGUGGAAGUUCCUCGGGACCAAGAGAAUGAUGUCAACGACAAGCAGACGGCUGUGAAGAUGAAGAUGUUUGGGAAGCUCACCCGUGACAAGUUUGAGUGGCACCCUGACAAGCUCCUGUGUAAGAGGUUUAAUGUCCCAGACCCUUACCCAGAUUCAACCUUAGUUGGAUUACCAAGAGUGAAACGUGACAAAUACUCAGUCUUUAACUUUCUGACACUCCCAGAGACAUCGUCCUUGUCUGUGACCCAAGCAUCAAGUGAAAAAGCACUGCAGCAGCCCCGAGGUCCCGACAAACCAAGAAAACCUUCCAGGUGGGAUCCAUCUACACAAGAAAAGAAGAAGGACUCCAUUAGUGAAUUUUUAAGUUUGGCCAGAUCAAAAGUGGCCGCACCUAAACAAGAGUCCAGCCCUCCAGUGAACAAAGAGGAAAAGCAUGCAACAGAGUCACUGCCCAGUAAGGUGGUAAAUGAGGGCACAGAAUCACAGCCCGAAGGAGAAGGGAGUCGCCCGCCCAUGGACUUGUUCAAGGCCAUCUUUGCCAGCUCGUCCGAUGAAAAGUCCUCGUCUUCUGAGGAUGAGCAGGACAGCAGUGAGGAUGAUCAGAUGAGUGUCGAGGAAGCCGACCGUGAGCGUUCCGAAGAGACGGGCAGGGUGGAAGCGUCCGCAGCGGCACCCGCUGGUGAACCAGCACCCCAAGCACCUGCCCCUUCCUUCCUGAUCCAGAAGCUGCACAUCGAUGAAAGAGAAGAGUUCGGGCCCCGGCUGCCUCCUGUCUUCUGUCCCAAUGCUCGUCAGAAACUUGAGCUACCUCAAAAGGAGAAACAUAAAAAGAGCAAGGAAAAGCACAAAACUAAGAAGGAACACAAACGAAGGAAAGAGAAGAAGAAAAAACACAAGAAGCAUAAACACAAAAGUAAACAGAAGAAUAAAAAAUCAGAGAAAAGCAGUAGUUCUGACAGUACUGACAGCAGUUCCAGCCAGAGUGAUGAGGAAGGGACCACGGACAUGUCGCCCGAGGAACUUCUGAGAAGGCUGAAGCGUCUUCCACUGAGGAGGCAGUGA
Elephantulus edwardii (Cape elephant shrew) is the source of this 2802-nucleotide messenger RNA. RefSeq names its product G patch domain containing 1 (gene GPATCH1). Lineage: Eukaryota; Metazoa; Chordata; Mammalia; Macroscelidea; Macroscelididae. Gene Ontology annotation, molecular function: RNA binding. The record is from RefSeq and is a predicted model, not a curated record. Gene Ontology annotation, cellular component: nucleus. Bases 1 to 2802 code for a protein of 933 amino acids. Gene Ontology annotation, biological process: mRNA processing. The transcript is spliced from 20 exons.